AUGACAGACCACCGUGUAAGCAAGCGAUUCCGAUCCUCCACCUCCAAAACCGAACUCACCGGCAAAAACCUCCGCAAAAUCCGCGUCUUCUGCUCCGAUCCCGAAGCCACCGACUCAUCCUCCGACGAAUCCGAUCACCGAUCCUCCACUCGCCGUAUCGUUUGCGAGAUUCUCAUCGACCAGAAUCAGAAUGAGAAUUCGAAUUCCAAUUCACCGAAGGAUUCGUUAGGGCAAACGGAGAGGAAGAAAUUGGCGGGAGUUAGGUUAAGAAAAUGGGGGAAAUGGGCGUCGGAGAUCCGUGACCCGUUUAGCAGAAAACGGAUAUGGUUAGGAACGUUUAAUACCGCGGAGGAAGCUUCUAAAGCGUAUAUGGAUAAGAAGCAGGAGUUUUUAGCGAGAAAAUCCGACCCGAACCGACCCGGAGUUGAUGGUUCAGCGCCUGUGCAUUGGAAGAAAUCGAAACUGAAGUCGGAAUCGUGGUGUAAAUCGGUAUACGCUACGGUAACGAAACCAAAAACUGAGGUUAAUUGUGAUGAUUGUGAUAGUGAUCCGGAAGAAGAGGCUUUGAAGGCUCUUGAGUCGAUGAAGCUGGCAUUCGGGUCCGGGUAUGGGGGUCGGGUUGGGGCGAGUAGUGGUGAAACGGGUAAUUCGACAGAGGAUUCGAAAGAAGAGGAAAAGAAGCCACCUUGGAUGGGUUUGGGGAUUGAUAUGCUUGUGAUAGAUAACCAUGGGAAACUGUUUGGCCAGUUUAGUAGGCUGGAUGAUGACCUUAAGAUUUGUUGA
Helianthus annuus (common sunflower) is the source of this 783-nucleotide messenger RNA. RefSeq names its product ethylene-responsive transcription factor ERF117. Bases 1 to 783 code for a protein of 260 amino acids. Lineage: Eukaryota; Viridiplantae; Streptophyta; Magnoliopsida; Asterales; Asteraceae. The record is from RefSeq and is a predicted model, not a curated record. The transcript has a single exon. Gene Ontology annotation, molecular function: DNA binding; DNA-binding transcription factor activity. Gene Ontology annotation, biological process: regulation of DNA-templated transcription.